CCGUUCUUGGUAUCAGCUAUCUCCGGUACUCCGCUGCACUCACCCUCUAUCUACCUACAAGAAGAUGUACGAAGUCAAGAAUAAAGUGGUCUUCAUCACAGGAGGGGCGCAGGGACUUGGAAGGGCCUACGGACAGGCCGUGUUGCAAAAGGGCGCAAAGCUCUUUUUCGUGGACGUCAACGCCUCAGCAGGGGAGGUCGCUGAGAAAGAACUCAAAGACCUAUAUGGCGCUGAUAAAGUGCGGUUCUGUCCCUUAGAUGUCACAGACAAAGAGAAAUAUGAAGAGGUCUUCGAAACUGCCGUGUCUCAUUUUGGCUGUGUGGAUGUGAUGGUCUGCAAUGCCGGUAUCCUGAACGAGAGCACUUGGGAGCUCAUGAUACAGGUCAACUUGAUGUCGACAGUGAGAGGAACAAAACUGGCCUUAGAGCACAUGAGAAAAGACAAGGGCGGCCGAGGAGGGCGAAUCAUCAACAUAAGCUCUAUCAUGGGUCUCUAUGACCACAAUUCUCAACCUAUCUACGGAGGGACGAAGCAAGCAGUGAGGUCCUUCACUUCUUCCAUGGCGAUGCAGCCAAACCUUGUGAGCUCGACAGGUGUGGAAUUGGCCUGCCUGUGUCCGGAUGCCACCUGUACUAACCUGAUGAUCAAGUUAGACAAUACAAAACUUUUCAGCCUAAAUAACACUGAACACUUCGACUACGACAGUGUCAAAGAUCACCUUGUCAACAGAAUGAUGCAAAUCCCCACGGUAGUAAACGCCUUCCUGAAGCUUCUUCAGCUGCAAGAAAUGAACGGCGCGAUUCUGCUGACCACUAAAACCUCAACCACUUUCCAGAGGAUGUCGUGUGAUGACCAGGGAGAGGAGUUCCCUCCUCCCACGACGGAGUGACGAUACCACCAAGCUUCUUAGUAACAUC
Molecule: messenger RNA, 917 nt
Organism: Aplysia californica (California sea hare)
Lineage: Eukaryota; Metazoa; Mollusca; Gastropoda; Aplysiida; Aplysiidae
Product: 15-hydroxyprostaglandin dehydrogenase [NAD(+)]
Cellular component (GO): cytoplasm
Molecular function (GO): oxidoreductase activity, acting on the CH-OH group of donors, NAD or NADP as acceptor
Source: RefSeq, a predicted model, not a curated record